AUGAAAUCAUUGGGCGAACUCCUGACCCCGCAUCAUGGUAUCAAACUCUUCAUGCAGCAUUAUGAUGACGAUAGAAUAUCCCCAUUUGUGGAGGCUGUAUUGGAAUAUUGUAGGGGUGUUGAAGAAAAAGAUUUUAAUGACACAGGGAAGAUGAGUCUGGGUGAGGCGUGGCUCGAUGACAGGACAGCUUCGCUUGUUCCGGCAUUCGUGGGUCGAAUUGUGGAUAACACUUCAAGCAACCCGACAACUUCGGACACGGCACAUGUGCGACACGUGAAUGUUGAUCUCCCUUUUGGUAGCAUCGAAUGCGAUCUCGCAGAUGUCCACGAAAGACAUCCCUACAUCUCAACACAGAGCACUAUGUGUGAAGCCAGAGAAUACGAGGAGCGUUUGACAGCAAGAGAUUUACGGCGUCAUCUUCGUGAAAGACGCUUUGACCAUGAGCAAAUGAAGGACGCAGACCGGCGACUUGUACACAUCACAAAUCCAUCUCCAUGCCACAUGCUCACCUUGACUGAAACGGCAACCGAGCACCAAGCUCCAGCAAUCCGGGACCUGCUAGGACAAUUCGUCACAUUCCAGACGUCCAUGGAAGUCAGAAUUUCUUCCGAAGGAUACUGUGUCUACCAGCUCAGAAACCACUUUCCCUACUUCGCAUUUCAAGAAACGAAACCAGAGGUCUCGCACAAGCCUGGGGGUGAGAAAUCGAACCGAAACACAUGGACGGACCUUUCUUUCCUUGACCCAAGGGACGAACCGAACACGUGUGGUAUGUACCAAGCGCAGUCAUCGUUUACUGUUUCCGGUUCCGAUAACACUCGUUGGAUCGCAUAUAACCUGGAGGAUACCAGUUUCAACCCAGACCGUGAGAUCGGCGACGAUGAACGCGAUGAGUACCAACGCAGGGAUCAGAUUUCCAUGGGUAAAUUCGAUGCGAACCUGCCUUUCACUGACGCUCGGGAGUACUACCUGGCCAUCAGUUUGAUCAAAGCAAAGCACGCUCGGAAUGAGAUCCAGAGGGUGGUUGGACGAGUGGAGGCUUCGUUCAGGAACCACAUAACGUGCUGCCCGUUCUCUACUGCAUCUCCAACCGAACAGUCUGCCAUAAUGAAGUGGAACGAGCCCAUGCUAGAGCUUCUGGCUAUGUUGAUUCAAGAUCUUGGGGAGAAGGUCGACUGCUGGGAUAGCUUCAAGGAAAGUGACAUCGAUUACUUCGCGGACCCAAAUGCGACGCUACCAUCCCAGGUCAUCGAACAUAUCGAGCGCUUGAAGAUCGAGUUAGACGAUGUGUAUAGGGAGUUGAGGACCUUUGGAAAGAAACUAUCCUAUUUUCGAAAUUCAUGCAAAGAGCUUGCUUGCCAACUGCAGUACCGCCUUGACUUACAAGGCGGAAACAACAGCAAUUUCACCAUUCUUAUCAUAUCUCCUGUAGUCGUUGUCUCUAGUGUCUUUGCUAUCGACACCCCUGUACUCCCUUUUGAACGGGAUGUCCUCUCUUUCUUUUUGUCCGUCUUCGCUGUUGGUUCGCUGUUGUGGUUACUAUUACGCUUGAAAGGAGGCUGGCUUGCUCAACAAGGUUGGUGGGACAGGCUGUUGCGAAGAAGUCGAACGGUGAGACGACGUAGAGACAGUAGUAUAGUCACCGUUCAUGAAGGUGAAUUGAGCGUGCUGCGACGAAGAAACACGCAUGCGGACUUUGCGAGGAAUCGCGGGUAG
Molecule: messenger RNA, 1716 nt
Organism: Alternaria postmessia
Lineage: Eukaryota; Fungi; Ascomycota; Dothideomycetes; Pleosporales; Pleosporaceae
Exons: 1
Coding region: 1-1716 (571 amino acids)
Source: RefSeq, a predicted model, not a curated record